CGCGCGCUCAUGUCCUUGUGCUGGCUUGCACUUUCAACGCGUCGUCUUGUACUCAGAACACCCAUACACGCAUUCCGUACAACCUACAUGUCUGCCUCCCGUCGUCAAACACGUUCGACGAGCACUCGCGCGGCGAAACGACCACGGCUUGACUGCGAGGCAGCAAUAGAGCCUGCGCCCCUAGACGCCAGCAGCGAGCCUGUCGCGGUAUCUGUGGUAGUCGAGGCGAAGACAGAGGAGAUGGUAGUGAAGCCAAAGAAGCAGAGGAAACCUGCGAAGGCGAAGGAUGCACCUCCCCCAAGACCUCGCGCAGACAGCCCAUGGAAGGUCGGUGCACACGUAUCUGCUGCGGGGGGAGUAGAGAACGCCAUUGCAAACGCGCUCGCAAUAGGCGCGAACGCAUUCGGCCUCUUCGUCAAAUCUCAGCGGAAAUGGGACUCCGCUGACUUGAAAGAAACGUCUAUUAGCUUGUUUGCUGAGCGACUACGAGAUCACGGCUACUCCCCCGACCACAUACUUCCUCACGGAAGCUACCUUGUCAACUUAGGAAACCCGGAUGCCGAGAAACGCGCGAAGUCAUACGACUGCUUCGUAGACGACCUGAAGCGAUGCGAGCAGCUCGGGCUCACAUUGUACAACUUCCAUCCAGGAUCCACCGUUGGCCAAGGCUCGGUAGAAGAGUCUCUGACUCUCAUUGCUGAAUGCCUCAAUCGCGCCCACAAAGAGACGACGUCUGUCGUCACCGUCAUUGAGAACAUGGCCGGUGCGGGCAACAUCAUUGGCGGUCAGUUCAGCCAUCUUGCAGGCAUCAUAGAACAGGUAGAGAACAAAGAGCGCGUCGGCGUAUGCUUUGACACCUGCCACGGCUACUCCGCCGGCUAUGACAUCUCGACGGAAGAGGGAUGGAAUGCUGUCAUGUCCGACUUUGAUCAACAAGUCGGCCUGAAGUACCUGCGCGCGCUACACCUCAACGAUUCCAAGACGCCGCACAAUUCGAACAAAGACCGACAUGAGAAUGUUGGGCAAGGCACCCUCGGCCUCCCCGCCUUCCACCACAUCCUCACCGACCCGCGCACGCGGAACAUGCCCAUCAUCCUCGAGACCCCCAACGGCGACAAUUCCGACGUCUGGCACACCGAGAUCGACGUGCUCAAUCGGAUGUCAAGGAUGUCGACGGAGGAGUUCAAUGCGGCGCAGGAAGGGAUGGUGGAGGAGAUUGGGGAAGCGGUGAAGAGGGCGGUGGGGGCGAAGGCGGUGAAGGAGAAGAAAGCGGGGAAGGAGCAGAAAGCGGGGAAGGAGAAGGCAACGAAAGCUCCUGCGGCAAGCAAAAAGACGACACCGGCAGCGAAGAAGUCGAGAGGAAAGAAGCGGAAGGCGAAGGAGGAGAGCGAGUGUUCGUCUUGUGGGGAGGACGAAGAUGACGAUUAGGAAGACCUUUUUCCCGGAACCACGAAGCUCCCAAUCCACGAUCCCGGUAUUGUAUCUUAGAUAGAGAUCCGCCAUACAACCUUGCGACUGGCCUUCAUACGACUAGGAUGUCAAGCGCUCCAUAUCAAGUCCCAACCCCGCAAGUCCUUAGCCCUUCACGCUCUUCAGGAAGCUCAAGAAGUUCGGCACGUCCUUCGCAAUCUCUCCCGCCAGACUCGCGUUCGUGA
Molecule: messenger RNA, 1655 nt
Organism: Schizophyllum commune H4-8
Lineage: Eukaryota; Fungi; Basidiomycota; Agaricomycetes; Agaricales; Schizophyllaceae
Product: AP endonuclease
Exons: 11
Coding region: 241-1428 (395 amino acids)
Biological process (GO): base-excision repair
Cellular component (GO): mitochondrion; nucleus
Molecular function (GO): DNA-(apurinic or apyrimidinic site) endonuclease activity; zinc ion binding; phosphoric diester hydrolase activity
Source: RefSeq, a predicted model, not a curated record